AUGGGCCAGAUACUUUCCCAGCCAGAAACAGAGAAACACUCCGAGAAAGACAGCGACAAGUACGUGGCUUACGGCUUGAGCUGCAUGCAAGGAUGGAGAAUCAACAUGGAAGACGCCCAUGCCACGAUUAUGAAUUUGAAGCGUCAAGAAGGGGACAGCGGCGAUGAACACGCAGCUUUUUUCGGUGUUUACGAUGGACACGGAGGAGAAAAAGCCGCCAUUUUCACGGGUCUCCGUUUGCACGAGUUGGUGGUACUGACCGACGCCUUCAAGGAGAAGGACUACGUGAACGCCUUGAAAGACGGCUUUUUGCUGUGUGACCAGGCCAUCUUGCAAGAUUACGAAACACGCAACGACGAGUCCGGCUGUGCCGCUACUUCCGCCAUCGUCACCCCUCGCCAUAUCUACUGUGCCAACGCCGGUGACUCCAGAACCGUCAUGUCGCUGAACGGAUACGCCAAGGCGCUCAGUUACGACCACAAGCCUUUCAACGAGGGCGAGAAGGCGCGUAUUUGCGCUGCUGGUGGCUUCGUUGACGUCGGCCGUGUCAACGGUAACUUGGCUUUGUCCAGGGGCAUUGGUGACUUUAUGUUCAAGAAGAACGACGAGUUGCCUGCCGAGGAGCAGAUCGUCACCUGCUACCCCGAUGUUAUUCACCACGAGAUUGACCACGCCAAGGACGAGUUUGUCAUUUUGGCCUGCGACGGUAUCUGGGACUGCCUAAGCUCUCAGAACUGUGUCGAGUGUGUCAGAAGAGGUUUGUACGAGAGAAAGCCACUCACGCAAAUUUGUGAGGAGAUCAUGGAGCUCUGUUGUGCCCCAACCUCUGACGGCCUGGGCAUCGGCUGUGACAACAUGUCCAUUCUCAUUGUCGCCCUCUUGGACCACACCAACAACGAGAGCUUGGACCAGUGGUACGACCGUGUUAUCGCCAAGAUCGAGAAGCAGCAGGAGACUGUCAAGGCCAACCCUGACUCUGCCGAGGCCGCCAACUACGAGUACGGCCCAAUUUCCCCACCUUACAACGACUUGUACAAGGAGAUCUUUGGUGAGUUCUACGAGAUUGGCCAGCAGGCCAACAACGACACACGCGGUGGCGCCGGCCGUGACUCCAUGUUCGGCCAAUCCAUGUUCGGGAACAUGGGUAUGCGCAACGGUAAAUCUGCUGACGAUGAUGACCUUGACAGCAACGACGACGAAGAGAAUGCCAACUCGGGCCCUGCGGGUCCUGCCACUUCCGCCAGCGACGGCCUCAACAACGGUGCUAUUUCCUUGCAGAAGUUGUUGUCCAGCAACGUGAUCACCAACGAGAACGGUGUGAUCUACUUGGACACCUCCUCCGCACAGUCCUUGUUGGCCUCGUUCGGUAUGCCCACCGGCGAGCAACUGGAUGAAAACGGAUCUGAUGAGGACGACAACGUGCACGAAAAGCAUAUUGAGGAGGUCGACGAGAGCGAGUCCGAGACCCUGAGCAAGACCAACGAGUAG
This is a messenger RNA of Candidozyma duobushaemuli, 1488 nucleotides long. It is a transcript of the gene PTC2, whose product is annotated as type 2C protein phosphatase. The transcript has a single exon. Gene Ontology annotation, molecular function: protein serine/threonine phosphatase activity; cation binding. Gene Ontology annotation, biological process: protein dephosphorylation. The coding region runs from base 1 to 1488 and encodes 495 amino acids. The record is from RefSeq and is a predicted model, not a curated record. Lineage: Eukaryota; Fungi; Ascomycota; Pichiomycetes; Serinales; Metschnikowiaceae.